CUUGACGACAUUCAAUUUAUCAUGCCGCCGAAAGUUAGUGGAAAAGCAGUGAAGAAAGCUGGUAAAGCACAAAAAAAUAUUAGUAAAGCUGACAAGAAAAAAAAAAGAAGAAGAAAGGAAAGCUACGCUAUUUACAUUUAUAAAGUGCUUAAACAAGUGCAUCCUGAUACUGGUAUAUCCAGCAAAGCAAUGAGUAUCAUGAACAGUUUUGUGAAUGAUGUUUUCGAACGGAUUGCAGCAGAAGCAUCAAGAUUAGCACAUUACAAUAAACGAUCUACCAUUACUUCUCGCGAAAUUCAAACUGCUGUAAGACUUUUAUUACCUGGUGAAUUAGCAAAACACGCAGUCAGUGAAGGUACUAAAGCAGUUACCAAGUACACCAGCUCAAAAUAAACAUCUUGUUGUUUAAAAAAAAAAAACGGUCCUUUUCAGGACCAACAAAUUUUAAUUACGUGGAACAUUUUAA
Molecule: messenger RNA, 466 nt
Organism: Apis laboriosa (Himalayan honeybee)
Lineage: Eukaryota; Metazoa; Arthropoda; Insecta; Hymenoptera; Apidae
Product: histone H2B-like
Exons: 1
Coding region: 22-393 (123 amino acids)
Cellular component (GO): nucleosome
Molecular function (GO): protein heterodimerization activity; DNA binding; structural constituent of chromatin
Source: RefSeq, a predicted model, not a curated record